CAAGAGUGAGCAAGCGUACAGGCUGGAGACUGGGCACCUUUGUGGGCUUCCCACAAGGCAAGCUCAAAAUAACGGCCCCUCUACCACCCACCCACAGGAUGUGCAGCAAAGGGAUCCAGCCAUUCCCACUCCUGUUCCUCCCCCUGAACCUCAUGGAGCUCCUGGCUUUCCUGAGCCUGUUGGCCCUGGUGCUGCAGGAGGCAGAAGCAGCUUCUCUCCCAGGGGAGAGGGAAAGAGAAGAGCAGAGCCAGGAGGAAGGUGACACUUACGCAUCCCUGCAUGUGGGGAGCUAUUAUGCCCUGAGUCUAGAAGACUACAGUGAAGUCAUUGACCUGAGCAGCUAUGAGGAGCCUGCAGACUAUGGGGACCAGAUGCCUGAGGCUAAAGUAAACAGCUCGAGUCUUGCAAUGAGAACUAGUCCCACCCAGAGCACUGUGGCUCCAAGGACAUCCUCAUCGCUCCCCACAAUGGCCAGGCCUACCACCACGGGCCUACUGAACUCCCAGAGCAGCCACGGCCUGCCUACCUGCCUGGUGUGCGUGUGCCUUGGCUCUUCGGUGUAUUGUGACGACGCAGACCUCGAGAGCAUUCCUCCUCUUCCCCAGAUGACGGCUUACCUGUACGCUCGCUUCAACCACAUCAGCCACGUCCAAGCUGGAGACUUCAAAGGGCUGACAAAACUGAAAAGGAUUGACCUCUCGGGCAACUCCAUCUCCUCCAUCCACAACGAUGCCCUCCGCCUGCUGCCUGCCCUGCAGGAGCUGAUCCUCUCGGAGAACCAGCUGGCCGCCUUGCCUGUACUGCCCAGGGGCAUUGAGGUCCUGGAUGUCCGCCUGAAUCGGCUACAGAGCUCAGGGGUACAGCCUGAGGCCUUCCUGGCACUAGAGAAGCUUCAGUUCCUGUCCCUGGCAGACAACCUGCUGGACUCCAUCCCUGGGCCUUUGCCCCUGAGCCUGCGCUCCCUGCACCUGCAGAACAACAUGAUCGUGACCAUGGAAAAGGACACCUUCUGUGGCACCAGGGAACACAGCCAGGAGCGCCGGCCGCUGGAAGACAUCCGCCUGGAUGGGAACCCCAUCAAUCUGAGCCUCUUCCCAGAGGCCUAUUUUUGUCUGCCAAGGCUCCCUGUGGGCCGCUUCGCCUAGCUGCCACUGGGCAGGUAUGGUU
Acomys russatus (golden spiny mouse) is the source of this 1167-nucleotide messenger RNA. RefSeq names its product opticin (gene Optc). The record is from RefSeq and is a predicted model, not a curated record. Gene Ontology annotation, molecular function: protein binding. Lineage: Eukaryota; Metazoa; Chordata; Mammalia; Rodentia; Muridae.